Messenger RNA from Paramuricea clavata, 2062 nucleotides. Lineage: Eukaryota; Metazoa; Cnidaria; Anthozoa; Malacalcyonacea; Plexauridae. The record is from the annotation of a GenBank genome assembly.
AACAACCCCGCCAUAACAGAAAAUUAAACUUUCGCCUUGUUCAUAUCCUAAUGUUUAAUAUGAGUUUUAUAAACGGUCAGACGGUUGUGUCGUUGUUAGCUGUUACCGUUUUACAAUGGCAAGCGGCUUGUGUGAUUGCAAAAGACAUGAAGGGCUCUAAUAGCGAAUGGCGGUUAACAAAGUUAACGCUGUUGGAAAGAAACAGUUUUAUGUUCAAUAACUCGCUCAUGAGUGACGUUAAAUUCGUACCCAGAGGAUGCGGCACUGAUGAACCCAUAUAUGCUCACAAAUACAUCUUGGCUACGAGCAGCCCUGUGUUUUAUGAACUUUUUUACGGCGAAUCAGCAAAACGUACCAGAUUACAAUUAGAUAACAGUUUCAUAUAUGAGGACGAGGGUUAUAUUGUCUUUGAAGAGGAUCACUUUGUUGAACCAGUCGUGUCUGCUUUCCUUCGCUUUCUUUAUAAAGAGGAAUGCCCCGAGAAUAUUGAAUAUAUUGUACGAGGCACUCGGGAUAUGGCCAAACAAUAUCGAGUUCCAUCCUUGGAAACUGCGUGCAUAAAGGACCUAGAAUUAAAAGACACAGUGGUCUCUGAUGGAGAAUGGCAGUUGACAAAGACAACGUUGCUCUCGAGAAGCAGUUAUAUGUUUAACAACCCGCUCAUGAGCGAUAUCAUUUUCUGGUCAGAAGGUAGGGGUGUCUAUGCACACAGAUACAUCUUAGCUACGAGCAGCCCUGUAUUCUAUACAAUGUUUUACGGAGAAUCAGAUAUACAUAACGAUUAUAUUUACGAUGAUUUUGAUGAAGAAAUCAUAGCUGCUUUUCUUAGCUUUCUUUACAAAGAAGUGUGUCCUAAGUAUAUUGAAACAGUCCUGAAAGUGUUAGCUUUGGUGAAGAAAUAUCGAGUGCAAUCGUUUGAAACUACAUGCAAGAGUAGCUUGGAGUUUAAUACUCCCUGGCCGGCAUUUAAGGUGAUUGAAAAAUUCUUAGAAGUGGACGCAGAAGAAAUGGCAGAACCAUGGUGGACUCGAAUAGAGUCCCAACUUGAUGAGAUUAUUGUAUCGGAAUAUUUUUUGAAAAUAAGUCAAAGAACUUUGAUCGCGUUUUUAGAACGUGACACGCUUUGUUAUCCCGAGAUUGAUUUAUUCCAUGCGGUAGUAAGAUGGUCUGAAUAUCAAUGUAGAUUACAAAGAAUGUGGGUAACUGUGGAGAACCAGAGGAAAGUUCUUGGUGACUCUAUUUUUCGAAUUCGCUUCCUAUCGAUGACUGAAGGAGAUUUCAAAAGGCAUGUUGUUCCAUCGGGUGUUCUGACUGACAAUGAAGUUAGUGCAAUCAUUGAGACAAUGAGGUCUGGUGUAGGCAACUAUAACUACAACUGGGCUUUACCGGCCAGAAGUAAGCGUGCAUGGUUUUGUCAAUUUUAUAGUGUGGAACAACUUCAAAACCGUGUGAUGGCAAUCGUUUUGGGUGCCUUGCUCUUAGUUGCUUGUGUAGUAUUUAUGCAUGUAUAUCCGUACCUCCUUCAGAUAUAUGAAGAAAUACAAGAAACACUGCAGCGACUACACUGCAGCGACUACAAGAACUUCAAACAAGAACAACAAGCGGAACUAGAGGAAGAACAAAAACAACUCAAUGAAGAACAACAGCUAAGACAGUAUCGACGACGACGACGUACGAUACCGGCAACGACAACAACAUGAUUUCUUUAACGACAUCAAUCCUCCUAAGUCGGACUAAAGUGAUGAUUUGAUGUUCAUAGAGAAAGAGAAAUCGUUAACAACCGAGCAAUCAGUCCUAAUUUAUGUGAGGUGUGGAAAUAGCGUCACAGCAAUUUGUGCAUAAUUUAUCACAAAUUAUGUAUAAAUUGUUGAAAAGCACGAUAAGCACAAGGAAGACAAUAAUUUAUGCCGGUUUUCACUUAACGUUUUCAAAUUUUAUAUCGAAUUUUAUAUGGCCUAAUAUUCAAUCUUUCAAGAUGGAAUGUAUCAAAAAUUGUGUCUGAAAUGCAAUAAAUCAACCUCUGGAGGCCAAAAUGUACGAAAAUGUUCUGGAUAAGGACCCA